Molecule: messenger RNA, 13447 nt
Organism: Galeopterus variegatus (Sunda flying lemur)
Lineage: Eukaryota; Metazoa; Chordata; Mammalia; Dermoptera; Cynocephalidae
Gene: PLEC
Product: plectin
Exons: 39
Coding region: 42-12248 (4068 amino acids)
Biological process (GO): wound healing; intermediate filament bundle assembly
Cellular component (GO): cell junction; keratin filament; cytoskeleton
Molecular function (GO): keratin filament binding; protein binding; structural molecule activity
Source: RefSeq, a predicted model, not a curated record
GCAGGGCUGAGCUGGUGGUGCACGCGGCCUUUGAGCAGGAUAUGGAUGAGUUGGAGCGGGCACUAGAGGCUGCCCUGGAGGUGCACCUCUGGGAGGAGACGGUGGGACCCUGGGGCCACGAGCUGCCCGCAGAACUGCGUGCUCGCCUGGAGCAGUGCCAUGGUGUGAGCAUUGCCCUGCGUGGUGACUGCACCAUCCUCUGUGGCUUUGAGGCCCAGCCCACACGGGCGGCCCGCCACUUAGCUGCCCUGCUGGAUGGCCCCUGGGAUCAGAGUUUGGCUUCUCCGUUGGCAGCCUCAGGCCCCACCUUGCCAGAGCAGAGGCUGAAAGGGCCCUUGGGUAGGCUGGAGUAUCUGGCAGAGAACACCAGGGAGUUCCAGCAGGUGGUACAGGCUUUCUACGACACCCUGGACGCUGCCCACAGCAGGAUCCGCAUCGUCCGGGAGGCCAUGUCCGGCGAGGACUCCGAGGUGCGGACUGUGGCUGAAGAUGGCUCCAACGGAGGCAGUGGCUCUCCCAGCCCUGGGGACACACUGCCCUGGAACCUUGGGAAAACGCAGCGGAGCCGACGAAGUGGAGGUGGCUCUGGGGGCAAUGGCAGUGUCUUGGACCCUGCGGAGCGGGCAGUCAUUCGCAUUGCAGAUGAGCGGGACCGUGUGCAGAAGAAAACCUUCACCAAGUGGGUCAACAAGCACCUCAUCAAGCACUGGAGGGCAGAGGCCCAGCGGCACAUCAGUGACCUGUACGAAGACCUCCGUGAUGGCCACAACCUCAUCUCGCUGCUGGAGGUCCUCUCGGGGGACAGCCUGCUGAGGGAGCGGGACGUAAUCAGGAGCUUGCGCCUGCCCCGAGAGAAGGGGAGGAUGCGCUUCCACAAGCUGCAGAACGUCCAGAUCGCCCUGGACUACCUCCGGCACCGCCAGGUGAAGCUGGUGAACAUCAGAAAUGAUGACAUCGCCGACGGCAACCCCAAGCUGACCCUCGGCCUGAUCUGGACCAUCAUCCUGCAUUUCCAGAUCUCGGACAUCCAGGUGAGCGGGCAGUCUGAGGACAUGACGGCCAAGGAGAAGCUGCUGCUGUGGUCACAGCGCAUGGUGGAGGGCUACCAGGGCCUGCGCUGUGACAACUUCACCUCCAGCUGGCGCGACGGCCGCCUCUUCAACGCCAUCAUCCACCGGCACAAGCCCAUGCUCAUCGACAUGAGCAAGGUGUAUCGUCAGACCAACCUGGAGAAUCUGGACCAGGCUUUCUCUGUGGCAGAGCGGGACCUGGGAGUGACUCGGCUCCUGGACCCCGAGGAUGUGGAUGUCCCUCAGCCCGAUGAGAAGUCCAUCAUCACCUACGUCUCAUCUCUGUACGACGCCAUGCCCCGCGUGCCUGACGCACAGGAUGGGGUGAAGGCCAACGAGCUGCAGCUGCGCUGGCAGGAGUACCGGGAGCUGGUGCUGCUGCUGCUGCAGUGGAUCCGGCACCACACGGCCGCUUUCGAGGAGCGCAAGUUUCCCUCCAGCUUUGAGGAGAUCGAGAUCUUGUGGUGCCAGUUCUUGAAGUUUAAGGAGACGGAGCUUCCAGCCAAGGAGGCAGACAAGAACCGGUCCAAGGGCAUCUACCAGUCCCUGGAGGCGGCGGUGCAGGCAGGCCAGCUCAAGGUGCCUCCCGGCUACCACCCGCUGGACGUGGAGAAGGAGUGGGGCAAGCUGCACGUGGCCAUCCUGGAGCGGGAGAAGCAGCUCCGGAGCGAGUUUGAGAGGCUGGAGUGUCUUCAGCGCAUCGUGAGCAAGUUGCAGAUGGAGGCGGGGCUGUGCGAGGAGCAGCUGAACCAGGCCGACGCCCUGCUGCAGUCGGAUGUCCGGCUGCUGGCGGCAGGCAAGGUGCCACAGCGGGCAGGGGAGGUGGAGCGGGACCUGGACAAUGCAGAUGGCAUGAUCCGGCUGCUGUUCAACGACGUGCAGACCCUGAAGGAUGGACGGCACCCACAGGGCGAGCAGAUGUACCGCAGGGUAUACCGCUUGCACGAACGCCUGGUGGCUAUCCGCACUGAGUACAACCUCCGGCUGAAAGCAGGCGUGGCCGCCCCUGUGACCCAAGUGACCCAGGUGACACUGCAGAGCACGCAGAGGCGCCCAGAGCUGGAGGACUCCACCCUGCGCUACCUGCAGGACCUGCUGGCCUGGGUGGAGGAGAACCAGCGGCGGGUGGACAGCGCCGAAUGGGGCGUGGACCUGCCCAGUGUGGAGGCGCAGCUUGGCAGCCACCGUGGCCUGCACCAGUCCAUUGAGGAAUUCCGGGCCAAGAUCGAGCGGGCGCGGAGUGAUGAGGGCCAGCUCUCCCCCGCCACCCGGGGCACCUACCGUGACUACCUGGGAAGGCUAGACCUGCAGUAUGCCAAGCUACUCAACUCCUCCAAGGCCCGCCUGCGGUGCCUGGACAGCCUACACGGCUUUGUGGCAGCCGCCACCAAGGAGCUCAUGUGGUUGAAUGAGAAGGAAGAGGAGGAGGUGAGCUUUGACUGGAGCGAGCGCAACGCCAACAUGGUCGCUAAGAAGGAGAGCUACUCGGCCCUGAUGCGCGAGCUGGAACUGAGGGAGAAGAAGAUCAAGGAGAUUCAGGACACCGGGGACCGGCUGCUACGGGAGGACCACCCUGCUCGGCGCACAGUGGAGUCCUUCCAGGCGGCCCUGCAGACCCAGUGGAGCUGGAUGCUGCAGCUGUGCUGCUGCAUUGAGGCGCACCUGAAGGAGAACACGGCCUACUUCCAGUUCUUCUCAGACGUGCGGGAGGCCGAGGAGCAGCUGCAGAAGCUGCAGGAGACACUGCGCAGGAAGUACAGCUGUGACCGCUCCAUCACCGUCACCCGGCUUGAGGACCUGCUGCAGGAUGCCCAGGAUGAGAAGGAGCAGCUGAAUGAGUACAAGGGGCACCUGUCGGGCCUGGCCAAGCGGGCCAAGGCCAUCGUGCAGCUGAAGCCCCGCAACCCAGCCUACCCUGUACGGGGCCGCGUGCCCCUCCUGGCCGUGUGUGACUACAAGCAGGUGGAGGUGACCGUGCACAAGGGUGACGAGUGCCACCUGCUGGGCCCUGCGCAGCCAUCCCACUGGAAGGUGCUCAGCAGCUCCGGCAGCGAGGCUGCCGUGCCCUCCGUGUGCUUCCUCGUGCCCCCACCCAACCAGGAGGCCCAGGAGGCCAUUGCCAGGCUGGAGGCCCAGCACCAGGCCCUGGUCACACUUUGGCACCAGCUGCAUGUGGACAUGAAGAGCCUCCUGGCAUGGCAGAGUCUCAGCCGUGACGUGCAGCUCAUCCGCUCCUGGUCCCUGGUCACGUUUCGCACACUGAAGCCCGAGGAGCAGCGCCAAGCCCUGCGCAGCCUGGAGCUGCACUACCAGGCCUUCCUGCGGGACAGCCAGGAUGCCAGUGGCUUUGGGCCUGAGGACCGGCUCACAGCUGAGCGCGAGUACAGCUCCUGCAGCCACCACUACCAGCAGCUGCUGCAGAGCCUGGAGCAGGGCGAGCAGGAGGAGUCUCGCUGCCAGCGCUGCAUCUCAGAGCUCAGAGACAUCCGGCUGCAACUGGAGGCCUGCGAAACUCGCACUGUGCACCGCCUGCGGCUGCCACUGGAUAAAGAACCUGCACGGGAGUGUGCCCAGCGCAUCGCCGAGCAGCAGAAAGCACAGGCUGAAGUGGAGGGGCUGGGCAAGGGGGUCUCCCGGCUCUCUGCUGAGGCUGAGAAGGUCCUGGCCCUACCCGAGCCAUCACCUACUGCCCCCACUCUGCGCUCGGAGCUGGAGCUGACGCUUGGCAAGCUGGAGCAGGUCCGCAGCCUGUCUGCCAUCUACCUGGAGAAGCUCAAGACCAUCAGUCUGGUGAUCCGCAGCACUCAAGGGGCUGAGGAGGUGCUCAAGGCCCAUGAGGAGCAGCUCAAGGAGGCCCAGGCUGUGCCUGCCACCCUUCAGGAGCUUGAGGCCACCAAGGCUUCACUGAAGAAGCUGCGGGCCCAGGCGGAGGCACAGCAGCCAGUGUUCAACGCUUUGCGGGAUGAGCUGCGGGGGGCGCAGGAGGUGGGCGAGCGGCUACAGCAGCGGCACGGAGAGCGGGACGUGGAGGUGGAACGCUGGCGCGAGCGGGUCACCCAGCUGCUAGAGCGGUGGCAGGCCGUGCUGGCUCAGACAGACGUGCGGCAGCGUGAGCUGCAGCAGCUGGGCCGCCAGCUGCGCUACUACCGCGAGAGCGCAGACCCACUGGGGGCCUGGCUGCAGGACGCCAAGCGGCGGCAGGAGCAGAUCCAGGCCGUGCCAUUGGCCAACAGCCGGGCCGUGCGGGAGCAGCUACGGCAGGAGAAGGCCCUGCUGGAGGAAAUUGAGUGCCACGGAGAGAAAGUCGGGGAGUGCCAGGAGUUUGCCAAGCAGUACAUUAAUGCCAUCAAGGACUAUGAGCUCCAACUGGUCACGUACAAGGCGCAGCUUGAGCCAGUGGCCUCCCCGGCCAAGAAGCCCAAGGUCCAAUCUGGAUCAGAGAGCGUCAUCCAGGAGUAUGUGGACCUGCGCACCCGCUACAGUGAGCUGACCACACUCACGAGCCAGUACAUCAAGUUCAUCAGCGAGACUCUGCGGCGCAUGGAGGAGGAGGAGGUACGGUCAGGUCGGGCUGGGGGCCGGGUAGGGGCGGUGGGCUGUCUUGCUGCCUGCCCUGCCCAGCACAGCACAGCCCAAAGAGGGGAGGACGCCUGGGCCUCCUUCCCCAGGCUGGUGAGCACGGUGGGGCUGCUGCGCUCGCUGCCCGGGUGCCCUGGGCGGAGGCUGGCCGAGCAGCAGCGGGCAGAGGAGCGGGAGCGGCUGGCGGAGGUGGAGGCUGCACUGGAGAAGCAGCGGCAGCUGGCCGAGGCGCACGCCCAGGCCAAGGCGCAGGCAGAGCGGGAGGCGCAGGAGCUGCAGNUUGCCGAGGAGGCGGAGGAGGCACGGCAGCAGGCCGAGCGUGAGGCGGCGCAGUCCCGGCAGCGGGUGGAAGAGGCCGAGCGGCUGAAACAGUCGGCGGAGGAGCAGGCGCAGGCCCAGGCGCAGGCCCAGGCUGCUGCAGAGAAGCUGCGCAAGGAAGCUGAGCAGGAGGCCGCACGGCGGGCGCAGGCAGAGCAAGCGGCUUUGCGCCAGAAGCAGGCAGCGGACGCCGAGAUGGAGAAACACAAGAAAUUCGCCGAGCAGACGCUGCGGCAGAAGGCACAGGUGGAGCAGGAGCUGACCACGCUGCGGCUGCAGCUGGAGGAGACUGACCAUCAGAAGAGCAUUCUGGACGAGGAGCUGCAGCGGCUGAAGGCAGAGGUGACAGAGGCAGCCCGCCAGCGCAGCCAGGUGGAGGAGGAACUCUUCUCUGUGCGCGUGCAGAUGGAGGAGCUGAGCAAGCUCAAGGCGCGCAUUGAGGCUGAGAACCGCGCGCUCAUCUUGCGUGACAAGGACAACACGCAGCGCUUCCUGCAGGAGGAGGCCGAGAAGAUGAAGCAGGUGGCGGAGGAGGCUGCGCGGCUGAGUGUGGCGGCCCAGGAGGCCGCACGGCUGCGGCAGUUGGCAGAGGAGGAUGUGGCGCAGCAGCGGACCCUGGCUGAGAAGAUGCUCAAGGAAAAGAUGCAGGCAGUGCAAGAGGCCACGCGGCUCAAAGCUGAGGCCGAGCUGCUGCUGCAGCAGAAGGAGCUUGCACAGGAGCAGGCCCGGCGGCUUCAGGAGGACAAGGACCAGAUGGCACAGCAGCUGGCACAGGAGACGCAGGGUUUCCAGCGCACUCUGGAAGUGGAGCGGCAGCGGCAGCUGGAGAUGAGCGCGGAGGCUGAGCGCCUCAAGCUGCGUGUGGCUGAGAUGAGCCGGGCCCAGGCCCGUGCUGAGGAGGAUGCCCAGCGCUUCCGGAGGCAGGCCGAAGAGAUUGGCGAGAAGCUGCAUCGCACUGAGCUCGCCACGCAGGAGAAGGUGACACUAGUGCAGACACUUGAGAUCCAGCGGCAGCAGAGCGACCAAGAUGCCAUGAGGCUGCGGGAGGCCAUUGCCGAGCUGGAGCGUGAGAAGGAGAAGCUCAAGCAGGAGGCCAAGUUGCUACAGCUCAAGUCCGAGGAGAUGCAGAUGGUGAAGCAGGAGCAGCUGUUGCAGGAGACACAGGCCCUGCAGCAGAGCUUCCUCUCCGAAAAGGACAGCCUGCUGCAGCGGGAGCGCUUCAUCGAGCAGGAAAAGGCCAAGCUGGAGCAGCUCUUCCAGGAUGAGGUGGCCAAGGCACAGAAGCUGCGUGAGGAGCAGCAGCGGCAGCAGCAGCAGCUGGAGCAGGAGAAGCAGCAGCUGGUGGCCAGCAUGGAGGAGGCACGGCGGCGGCAACAUGAAGCCGAGGAGGGCGUGCGGCGCAAGCAGGAGGAGCUGCAGCAUUUGGAAGAGCAGCGGCGGCAGCAGGAGAAGCUGCUGGCCGAGGAGAACCAGCGGCUGCGGGAGCGGCUGCAGCGCCUGGAAGAAGAACACCAGGCCGCACUCGCCCACUCGGAGGAAAUUGUCACUUUGCAGGGUGCUGCCACGAAGGCAUUGCCCAACGGCCAGGAGGCACCUGACGGCCCGGUGGCAGAGGUGCAGCCCGAGAAUGCCUUCGAUGGCAUGCGGUGGAAGGUUUCAGCCCAGCAGCUGCAGGAGGCAGGCAUCCUGAGCACAGAGGAACUGCAUCGUCUGGCUCAGGGUCACACCACAGUGGCUGAGCUAGCGCGGCAGGAGGAUGUGCGCCGGUAUCUGCAGGGCCACAGUAGUAUUGCGGGGCUGCUGCUGAAGCCUACCAAUGAGAAGCUAAGCAUCUAUGCAGCCCUGCAGAGACAGCUACUGAGCCCUGGCACAGCUCUCAUUCUGCUGGAGGCCCAGGCGGCCUCAGGCUUCCUGCUGGACCCUGUGCGGAACCGGCGAUUGACCGUCAACGAGGCUGUGAAGGAGGGCGUUGUGGGUCCUGAGCUGCAUCAUAAGCUGCUGUCGGCUGAGCGUGCUGUCACUGGCUACAAGGACCCCUACACCGGGGAGCAGAUCUCCCUCUUCCAGGCCAUGCAGAAGGAUCUCAUAGUCCGGGACCACGGCAUCCGCCUGCUGGAGGCCCAGAUCGCCACCGGCGGUAUCAUCGAUCCCGUGCACAGCCAUCGCGUGCCUCUGGAGGUGGCCUACCAGCGCGGCUACUUCAACGAGGACAUGAACCGCAUCCUGGCAGACCCCAGCGACGACACCAAGGGCUUCUUCGACCCCAACACGCACGAGAACCUCACCUACCUGCAGUUGUUGGAGCGCUGUGUGGAGGACCCGGAGACUGGCCUGCGCCUCCUGCCACUCACAGAUAAGGCUGCCAAGGGCGGUGAGCUGGUCUACACUGACUCGGAGGCUCGGGACGUCUUUGAGAAGGCCACCGUGUCUGCACCAUUUGGCAAGUUUCAAGGCAAGACGGUGACCAUCUGGGAGAUCAUCAACUCAGAAUACUUCACGGCCGAGCAGCGGCGGGACCUGCUGCGGCAGUUCCGCACAGGCCGGAUCACGGUGGAGAAGAUCAUUAAGGUCGUCAUCACUGUGGUGGAGGCGCGCGAGCGCGAGGGCCAGCUCUGUUUUGAGGGCCUGCGCACCCUGGUACCUGCUGCUGAGCUGCUGGAGAGCAAGGUCAUAGACCGCGACCUCUACCGCCAGCUGCAGCGGGGUGAGUGCUCCGUGCAAGAGGUGGCCGAGGUGGACACUGUGCGGCGGGCCCUGCGGGGCGCCAAUGUCAUCGCAGGCGUAUGGCUAGAAGAGGCAGGGCAGAAGCUGAGUAUCUACGAGGCCCUGAAGAGGGACCUCCUACAACCAAAUGUGGCUGUGGCUCUGCUGGAGGCUCAGGCCGGCACUGGGCACAUCAUAGAUCCUGCCACUAGCGCCCGGUUGACUGUGGAUGAGGCAGUGCGUGCUGGCCUGGUGGGCCCUGAGCUGCAUGAGAAGCUGCUUUCGGCCGAGAAGGCUGUGACAGGCUACAGGGACCCCUACUCAGGGCAGAGUAUCUCCCUGUUCCAAGCCCUGAAGAAGGGCCUCAUCCCUCAGGAGCAGGGCCUGCGCCUGCUGGACGCCCAGCUGUCCACAGGUGGCAUUGUGGACCACAGCAAGAGCCACCGUGUGCCCCUGGAUGUUGCCUAUGCCCGGGGAUAUCUGGAUGAGGAAACCAGCAGGGCCCUGUCAGCACCCAGGGACGAUGCCAAGGCCUACUGCGACCCCACCUCACAGGAGCCAGUAACCUAUGGUCAGCUACAGCAGAGGUGCCGGCCUGACCAGCUGACGGGGCUGACUUUGCUGCCAGUCUCAGAGAAGGCCGCCCGGGCCCGGCAGGAGGAGCUCUACUCUGAGCGCCAGGCCCACGAGACGUUCGAGAAGGCCACCGUUGAGGUCCCUGUGGGCAACUUCAAGGGCAGGACGCUGACAGUGUGGGAGCUUAUAAGCUCGGAGUACUUCACGGAGGAGCAGCGGCGGGAGUUCUUACGCCAGUUCCGCACAGGCAAGGUCACCGUGGAGAAAGUCAUAAAGAUCCUCAUCACCAUCAUCGAGGACGUGGAGACCCGGCGGCAGGAGAGGCUGUCCUUCACUGGCCUUCGCACCACUGUGCCGGCCAGAGAGCUUCUGGACUCAGGGGUCCUCAGCGAAGCCCAGUUUCAGGAGCUCCAGGAUGGUAAGACAUCGGUGAAGGACCUCUCAGAGGUGGCCUCUGUGCGGACGCUGUUGCAGGGCAGUGGCUGCCUCGCCGGCAUCUACCUGGAGGACUCCAAGGAGAAGGUGACCAUCUAUGAAGCCAUGCGCCGAGGCCUGCUCAGGCCCAGCACAGCCACGCUCCUGCUUGAGGCUCAGGCAGCCACUGGCUUUCUGGUAGACCCCGUGCGGAAUCAGCGCCUGUAUGUCCAUGAGGCUGUAAAGGCUGGUGUCGUGGGCCCUGAGCUGCACGAAAAGCUGCUGUCAGCUGAGAAGGCCGUCACUGGCUACAAGGAUCCCUACUCAGGCUCCACCAUCUCCCUCUUCCAGGCCAUGAAGAAGGGCCUGGUCCUCAGGGAGCACGGCAUCCGCCUGCUGGAGGCCCAGAUCGCCACCGGCGGCAUCAUCGACCCCGUGCACAGCCACCGCGUGCCCGUGGACGUGGCCUACCAGCGCGUCUUUGACCCCAACACACACGAGAACCUCACCUACCUGCAGCUGCUGGAGCGCUGUGUGGAGGACCCGGAGACGGGCCUGCGCCUCCUGCCACUAAAAGGGGCAGAGAAGGUUGAGGUGGUGGAGACCACGCAGGUGUACACUGAAGAGGAGACCCGGCGCGCAUUCGAGGAGACGCAGAUCGAUAUUCCUGGCAGUGGUGGCCACGGUGGCUCCACCAUGUCCCUGUGGGAGGUGAUGCAAUCUGACCUAAUUCCUGAGGAACAGCGGACCCGGCUGAUGGCCGACUUCCAGGCUGGCCGGGUGACCAAGGAGCGCAUGAUCAUCAUCAUCAUCGAGAUCAUUGAAAAGACCGAGAUCAUCCGCCAGCAGAACCUGGCGUCCUACGACUACGUGCGCCGCCGCCUCACUGCCGAGGACCUGUACCAUGCCCGGGUCAUCUCCCUUGAGUCCUACAACAUGCUCAGGGAGGGCACCAAGAGCCUCCGCGAGGUCCUCGAGGCAGAGUCCGCCUGGCGCUACCUCUAUGGCACAGGCUGCGUGGCCGGUGUCUACCUGUGUAGCUCUGGGCAGACGUUGACCAUCUACCAGGCUUUCAAGAACGGGCAGCUGAGUGCCGAGGUGGCCCGCUUGCUACUGGAGGCACAGGCGGCCACAGGUUUCCUGCUGGACCCGGUGAAGGGCGAGCGGCUGACUGUGGACGAGGCUGUGCGGAAGGGCCUGGUUGGCCCUGAGCUGCAUGACCGGCUGCUCUCGGCCGAGCGGGCUGUCACCGGCUACCGUGACCCCUACACCGAGCAGACCAUCUCACUCUUCCAGGCCAUGAAGAAGGAGCUCAUCCCUGCCGAGGAGGCCCUGCGGCUGCUGGAUGCCCAGCUGGCCACAGGCGGCAUCAUAGAUCCCCACCUGGGCUUCCACCUCCCGCUGGAGGUGGCCUACCAGCGCGGCCACCUCAACAAGGACACGCAUGACAAGCUCUCAGAGCCCAGCGAGGUGCGCAGCUAUGUGGACCCUUCCACAGAGGAGCGCCUCAGCUACACGCAGCUGCUCAAACGGUGCCACCGUGAUGAGAACAGCGGCCAGCUGCUCCUGAAACUCUCUGGUGCCCACCAGGUGACCUUCCCUGGCCUGCGCAAGCAGAUCACCCUGGAGGAGCUGGUGCGCUCGCAGGUCAUGGAUGAGGCCACGGCGCUGCAGCUGCAGGCGGGCCUGACCUCCAUCGAGGAGGUCACCAAGAGCCUGAAGAAGUUCCUUGAGGGCACCAGCUGCAUUGCCGGCGUCUUUGUGGACACCACCAAGGAGCGGCUGUCUGUGUACCAGGCCAUGAAGAAGGGCAUUAUCCGCCCCGGCACGGCCUUUGAGCUCCUGGAGGCACAGGCAGCCACCGGCUAUGUCAUCGACCCCAUUAAGGGGCUCAAGCUGACCGUGGAGGAGGCCGUGCGCAUGGGCAUCGUGGGCCCCGAGUUCAAGGACAAGUUGCUGUCAGCUGAACGUGCCGUCACAGGCUACAAGGACCCCUACUCUGGGAAGCUGAUCUCCCUCUUCCAGGCCAUGAAGAAGGGCCUGAUCCUGAAAGACCAUGGCAUCCGCCUGCUGGAGGCCCAGAUUGCCACGGGUGGCAUCAUAGACCCCGAGGAGAGCCACCGCUUGCCUGUGGAGGUGGCCUACAAGCGUGGCCUCUUUGACGAGGAGAUGAAUGAGAUCCUGACGGACCCCUCCGAUGACACCAAGGGCUUCUUCGACCCCAACACAGAGGAGAACCUCACCUACCUGCAGCUGAUGGAGCGCUGCAUCACUGACCCCCAGACGGGCUUGUGCCUCCUGCCGCUGAAGGAGAGGAAGCGGGAGCGGAAGACGUCCUCCAAGUCCUCGGUGCGCAAGCGCCGCGUGGUGAUCGUGGACCCUGAGACGGGCAAAGAGAUGUCGGUGUACGAGGCCUACCGCAAAGGCCUCAUUGACCACCAGACAUACCUGGAGCUGUCCGAGCAGGAGUGCGAGUGGGAGGAGAUCACCAUCUCCUCCUCGGAUGGCGUGGUCAAGUCCAUGAUCAUUGACCGCCGUUCUGGCCGCCAGUACGACAUCGAUGACGCCAUUGCCAAGAACCUCAUCGACCGCUCGGCACUGGACCAGUACCGCGCCGGCACGCUCUCCAUCACCGAGUUUGCCGACAUGCUCUCGGGCAAUGCCAGCGGCUUCCGCUCCCGCUCCUCAUCGGUGGGCUCCUCUUCCUCCUACCCCAUCAGUCCUGCCGUCUCUAGGACCCAGCUGGCCCCCUGGUCUGACCCCACUGAGGAGACAGGCCCCGUGGCCGGCAUCCUGGACACGGAGACGCUGGAGAAGGUGUCCAUCACAGAGGCCAUGCACCGCAACCUGGUCGACAACAUCACUGGGCAGCGGCUGCUGGAGGCACAGGCCUGCACUGGGGGCAUCAUCGACCCCAGCACUGGCGAGCGCUUCCCCGUCACGGAUGCCGUCAACAAGGGCCUGGUGGACAAGAUCAUGGUGGACCGCAUCAACCUGGCCCAGAAGGCCUUCUGCGGCUUCGAGGACCCACGCACCAAGACCAAGAUGUCGGCCGCCCAGGCCCUGAAGAAGGGCUGGCUGUACUACGAGGCCGGCCAGCGCUUCCUGGAGGUGCAGUACCUGACGGGAGGCUUGAUUGAGCCCGACAUGAAGCGCCGUUUGCCCCUGGAGGAGGCCCUGCAGCGUGGCACCGUGGACACCCGCACCGCCCAGAAGCUGCGCGACGUCGGCGCCUACUCCAAGUACCUCACCUGCCCCAAGACCAAGCUCAAGAUCUCGUACAAGGACGCACUGGACCGCAGCAUGGUGGAGGAGGGCACGGGCCUGCGGCUGCUGGAGGCCGCUGCCCAGUCCAGCAAGGGCUACUACAGCCCCUACAGCGUCAGCGGCUCCGGCUCCGCCGCCGGCUCGCGCACGGGCUCGCGCACAGGCUCCCGGGCUGGCUCCCGCCGCGGCAGCUUCGAUGCCACUGGCUCCAGCUUCUCCAUGACUUUCUCUUCCUCCUCCUACUCCUCCUCGGGCUAUGGCCGCCGCUACGCCUCGGGGCCCUCAGCCUCCCUGGGGGGCCCUGAGUCUGCAGUGGCCUGACCCCCUGCCUGCACCUGCCCUCCCGCUCUGCAUGUGGCCAGGCUCCCCGCCGAGGCGCUGGGGUCUUUCUUUAAUGUUUGAAGGUGUCUUCCUCCCAAGUGGUGCCUAAAGUUUAACCAAAAAAAACCAGACUAAUAUAGUAAUAUAUAUCUGCUGUCCAGACAGCCUGGGCGCGGGGGUGGCCAAGCCCCACUGGCCGCCUCACCUCCAUCGGGUAUCCGCACUCCCUUCUACCUGCCACUCGCCACAGCCAGGUGCCUUGCAGGGUCCAGAGCCAGGCCCCCAGCCUCCUCCUGUCUCCCCAGAGAGGGUUCCUUCCGGACAAGGCACCCAGCCCCGUAAGCCACCCACCAGUCCUGGCUGCUGAGGGCAGCUGGAGCCAGUCCCAUCAGUGGAGGGCCCUCAGCCCUCUCGGGGCCUCGACUCCUAGGCCAGCAUCCUCUCCCCAGCGUGUUUCCAGGACUGGCCUGCUCACUCAGUGGGUCUUGCUGGGGAGGGAGGGGGUCCCGGGUCAGAUGCCUCUUGCAGCCUGCCCAGAGAAUCCCCUUCCCCAUGGGAAGAUGAGGGUCCAGUCUUCAGAGCUAGGUGUUUGGGCUCCAGCCUCCUGCCGGUUCCUGCAGCUGCGUCUGAGCUCUGCUUCGUGGCUCACCCCACACCCCGACACUCACUCCCAAGACCCCAGGCCUCAGGCUUCAGCCUCUCAGCCUCAGCUCCCUAGUAAGUGCCUUCUGUGUUCUCCCUCCUACCCCAGGCGCCGAGGACCCAGGCCCGGGGUGGGAGACAGACGCUCCCAGGUGGGUGUGGCCGGGGGUCCUGCAGAUGUGCCCUCCCUGUGGGCCCAGGGGCCCUCGAGCCUGUGGAGCCCCACCCUGGGGUGCUGCCUGCCAUUUUUUCCCAGGGAGCCCCAGUUCCCAGAUCAGUCUCAGCCCCUCUUUGGCCCAGGGAGGCCAGCUGGGCAGUGUGUGGUGACGAGGCACCCCAGCCCAGUGCCACCCACCCUCCUGUUCCCUCAGCCCCUGGCCUUGGUGGCCCUCACCCCUCCCUCCUCCCUUAGACUGAGCUUUGCAUGUUCCACUAACCCAGGCAGGCGGUAGGUGGAGGUGCCAGGCUGCCGGCCGCCUCUGUGAGGGCAGAACACUAACCUGACCAUGGGCGGGGGCCCUGCGGUGUCCGCCCCCAAUAAAAGCAAUUCCAACCUU